Lathyrus oleraceus (garden pea) is the source of this 987-nucleotide messenger RNA. RefSeq lists its product as uncharacterized. The record is from RefSeq and is a predicted model, not a curated record. Bases 1 to 987 code for a protein of 328 amino acids. Lineage: Eukaryota; Viridiplantae; Streptophyta; Magnoliopsida; Fabales; Fabaceae. The transcript has a single exon.
AUGAAUCCUAUUAGAAGAGGUGUUUAUAGCUACAUGUUUGUGGAACCUUCUUUGAAGACAUUGAGAGGAUUAGGAGCUCGCCUGGUUCUCAACAACAAAGACAAGUUCAAAGAUGCCUAUGGGAAUCUCCUAGGCAUGCUUAACACUGAGGUCAACAUUACAGCUCUUCACACUCUGGUGCAGUUUUACGACCCUCCUUUGAGAUGCUUCAUGUUUCAGGACUACCAAUUGGCUCCUACUUUGGAGGAAUACUCACACAUUCUGGGAAUUGAGAUUAAGGAUCAGGCUCCCUUUGUCCCUAUAAAGGAACUUCCUAAGCCUCAACAUCUAGCGGAAAUCCUUCACAUAGGGAAGAAGGAGGUGAAGCUCAAUCUUAAACCUAAGGGUGGUACCCAUGGGUUUGCCUUGAAGUUUCUGGUUGACAAGGCUAUUGAAUUUGCUGAAGCUGGGAGUUGGGAUGCCUUCAACACUAUCUUUGCUUUGAUCAUAUAUGGGAUUGUGUUGUUCCAAAAUAUGGAAGACUUUGUUGACUUGGCUUCUAUCUACCUCUUCAUGGCCAAGAAUCUCGUUCCUACUCUCCUUGCCGACACGUACUAUUCCAUCCACGUGAGGAAUGAGAAGAAGAAGGGGAUUAUCGUGUGCUAUACCCCGAUGUUGUAUAGAUGGUUUACUUCACAUCUACCCAGCAAGGGUCCUUUUGUUGAUAACGAGGGAAAUCUGAAAUGGUCUCAAAGGAUCAUGUCCCUCACAUCUGAAGACAUCUCGUGGUAUUCUAGAGUGUAUGUCGUUAUUAAGAUCAUCAUGGAUUGUGGUAAUUUCCCCAAUGUACCCCUUCUAGGUACAAAGGGAGGAACUAAUUAUAACCCAAGGAUAGCGUUGCGCCAGUUGGGCUACCCGAUGGUAGACAAACCAGAUUCCGAGCUUCUAAAGGAGUUUUUUCUGUAUGAAGGGGUUGACAACUCAGAGUUCCAGAAGAGGAUUGUCUGA